This is a messenger RNA of Rhagoletis zephyria (snowberry fruit fly), 3303 nucleotides long. Its product is annotated as putative nuclease HARBI1. Lineage: Eukaryota; Metazoa; Arthropoda; Insecta; Diptera; Tephritidae. The record is from RefSeq and is a predicted model, not a curated record.
UUUGGCGCUUGACGCGCCAAUUUAGGGAUGGCAGUAAGCAAAAACAGCGCAUAACAAUAGUUUUCAAGUUCCACUUUGUUUUGGAUUGUAUUUUUUUUCACAAUAGAAGUGAAACUGUCAAAAAUUUGACAAAAGGCGUACGAAAUAAACAAAAUUUAAAUAUGGAUCCGACUCUGUUUUUUUAUUUAAACUCCAGUGAAAGUGAAGAAGACGAAAAAGUUAUAAGGAGGAGGCUUAGAGAUCAAAGCAAUCCUUUGGACUUGCCAAACAAUGCAUUCUUGAAACGGUACCGCUUAUCCAAAGAGGCGUUCAGCUAUGUGCAGCGAAAAAUAAAUUUAAAGCAUACUGAUGUUAAAGCCGUGCACCCAGUGUUACGAUUGGCUGCCACUCUUUCACUUCUAGCUAGCGGUGGGUACCAACACAGCGUCGGAAGUGAUCAUUUGGUGGGAAUGUGUCAAAGCACUGUAUCAAAGUUGGUAUCGUUUGUUCUUAUUGAAAUGGAAAAUAAGUUGUGCCCACAUCUUAUACGAUUCUCACCAGAAGAUUCGUCUAGAUGCAAAGAAUGGUUUCUGGAAAAAUACAAAAUACCUGGAGUCAUUGGUUGUGUCGACGGAACUCACAUUGGUUUGCAGAAACCCUCUAUAGACGAACAUAUGUACAUUAAUCGGAUGGGGUACCAUAGUAUCAAUGCUAUGAUAAUGUGUGACCACACAUACAAAAUUUUGGCGAUCAAUUGCCGAUACGGUGGUGCGGCUCAUGACUCCUUUGUUUGGAAGCACUCAGAUCAAUAUAGAGUAUUGAAAGAACGGUUUGAGCUUAACAGACAGGAAAAUGCAUGGCUGUUAGGUAAACAUCUUUAUCGUCAAUACAUAGAUUUUAUAUUUCCUCUCUUCGCGCCAUAGUAUGUAUGUAUGUAUGUGCUUGUAUAUUUUCACGCUGUUCGAUGAAAAUAAUACACGUGUAAGUUUAUACAAAUGCUGCUUUGCUUGGAAUUCACUCAAUCCAUAACUAAGCUAAUGUACGGAGACGUUUCUAACCUCACUUGCGGCACGACGUUCGACUAUCAAAACAACUCUGGGCCAAUAUUCUUUAAUACACAUUUUACUUUGUGACUAAUUGCAUUCACAUAGGCGGAUUUUUACAUAUUUAUUUUAUGUAUGUUUCGUUUAGCUAUGCAUCUUUUAUGCUUUUUGUAUGCACUCUAUUUUGGGCAUGUUUGACGUAGCAAAUAAAGUCGCCGUGAAAGGAUCCAAUUUGUCUAGCGGUGAUAUUUAUUGGUUUGCUUAUUUCUUAAGUAAGUAUGUAUGUAUAUGUCGCAUGGUUUUAUGGGUUGUUUAUGCUACAAUGUAGGACUUAUGUAUUUUUUACGGAGCUAUUUAUUUAUAAGGAAUCCAAUUUUCAAGCAUUUUAAUUACACACAUAUAAAGACAUUUUAACCCUAUAAUAAUGCAAGUAUAUGUAUCUGGUCAUAAAAUUAAGGAGGUUUCUCUACGUACAUACAUUAUGCAUAACAGUAUGGGAAUUGUGUUUAUAUUUUGCUGUUUUUUUUAAAUUUAUUUUUUUCUUCAAUUUCGUUUAUUGAUUCCGCGACCAUAUUGUUCGCAUUGCGGGUGGAGCGCUCUACUUAAUUUGUUGUUUAUGUUUCUAUGUAUGUUUAUAUAGUUCAUAAAACUUUAGUUUUAAUUGAAAAUAAAAAAAACGAAUUUUUUGCACAUUUAUCGCUUCUAAUUUAAAAGGUGUCAAGGCUGUAAAAUUUCUGUAUCAUAAACGUAUUAUCCAUUCGUUAUGAUCAGACACCAUACAUUUUACUUUUAAUCGUUUCUAACUACAAUUGCCAAAUGAUAAAUGCAGAUUCUCACAAUUUCCAAUUUUUUUUAAAUUUGUUUUUAUUCGUUCAUGCCGUGUAACAUAAAGCGUACAAAUCUUUUAGGGGAUACUUAUAAAAAUACUGAUCAUAUACAUAUUUAUGUAUGUGUUUGUACAUACAUAUGUAUGUAUGUAAGUAAUUAAUUUACCUACUGAUUCCUUUUCUCGCAGUUCCUAUUUUAACUUCUACCCAUGAUUCUUAUAUUUUGUUCCUUUUUUUGUAUCACAAAUAUCAAGUUUUAAUAUUUAAUUUUACUCAUUAGAAUUAUCUUCCUUAUUAGAUGUUUGUCUUAAGUAGAGACAAAUGCAAGAUUUACUUUUAAAUUUUAUAUUCGCCCUUUUUUUUACUUCUUUAUUUUAAAUUUUAACCUGAUUGUUAGGUAUAUAACUAAAAACGAUGUACUAAAUUGCGUUAAAAAUUUUUUUUGUGGCCAAUAGGCCGUCCCAUCUUACAAGCAAAAAAAAAUAAAUAAAUACAAAUGCUGUAUACCCCUAAAGUAAUUUUGCAAAUCCAGUUUCAAAUAAAUGUUCCUGAAAUGAUCCCAACAUGGUUCUGAGCUAGCCCCGAAAUAGUUGUGAACUAGCUAGUUUCCACAUGGUCCUUAAGUUGACCCAAAAUGAUACCGAACUAGGCCUAGAAUAGGUCCAUAACUAGCCCGAAAAUUUUCCUUAAAGUCUCGAAAUUAUCCCGAACUAAGUAGUUCCCAAAUUAACGUAAUACAGCACUGAGCCAAUCCCGAAACGAUCCUGAAAUAACCCUGAACUAAUCCAGAAAUGUUAUUAGUACACACAAAAAGCAAUUACAGAUUUUCUGCUCAGUUAACGCAGUUUACCCAUACCGAGAGCUAUGAUCUUUCCACAUCAAACUCCUUUUUCCGAAAUUGUCUCCACGAGACAAGAACAUUGAUAUAUCAUACUUUAAGAUGCGACUGUAGAUCCCGAGCAACAUUCGGCAAAAAUAUUUUACGGCUCAAGGGGUACGGGGAACAUUAUCUUUUUUGUAGGGUCUAGUGGUCAUUGUACCUCAACAUUUUAACGAAUUUUGUUAUUUUUUGCACUUUCUAAAAGUGCUCAACACCCAAGUAUUCUCAGAUGAUCUGAAGACGCGGUUUGGAACAUGGAUGCAUACCUUACACCAAGGACCGGCUGUACUUUAUCGAUCAUAUGUUAUAUGCAUGAUAUCGAAAACGCCAUAAUGAUGUUUAACUGGGAGGUAGUGAUAACCGGACAUUAAGCAAACAGUCCUUAGAUUUAACAAAGCGCUAUUAUCACGGCUGCACAGGUCGCCUUCUUAGUAAUCAGUUCGGUGUUAUGAGUACAACUGAAAAGCUUGAUGUAGAGUUGCCGCCUUAUAGCCCAUUUAAGCAUACUUGCACUGCUUUACCAUUUUUACGUAGAAAUCAAAAACCAACAGACUUCUACGUAUGUAAUGCUGUG